Molecule: messenger RNA, 430 nt
Organism: Cetraspora pellucida
Lineage: Eukaryota; Fungi; Glomeromycota; Glomeromycetes; Diversisporales; Gigasporaceae
Source: the annotation of a GenBank genome assembly
AUGAAGAGAGCAAUCAGCCUCCAAAAAUGGCUCGACAAAACUUUAAAUGACGGUGAUGUCUCUGAAAUUGAAUAUUCUUAUGAAAAUAGGCAAGAGGUUGGGAGAGGUGCAUUUGGCGUUGUUUAUUCGGCGUUAUAUGAUGGGAAAAAGUUUGCAUUGAAAAGUUUUACCGAUGGCGUAAUGAAUAAAGAAACAACUGACGGAAUAAAUAAAGAAGCAACCGACGGAAUGAAUAAAGAAGCAACAAAGGGAUUUAUCAAAGAGUUUAAAAACCUGCAUGCUAUUAAUUCACAUCCUAUUAAUUCACAUCCUAAUAUCAAUAAAUUCUAUGGAAUAACACGCGAUCCUGAAACAAACAAAUUCAUGCUGGUACUACAAUUUGCCAAUGGAGGGAACCUUCGGCAAUAUUUAAAGAAGAAAUGGAACAAUG